GGAUGUUAACCAAAUAAUGGUCUCCAAGAAGAAAUUAACACUAAAUAAAAUGAUUGAAGACAUUGUUGUUGAAUGAAUAGGAACCGUCGUUGAAAUACUUGUCUGAUAUUAAAAAAAACAUAUCUCGGUACACAUUGCUAUAAUUUUUCCAUUGACUAAUUCACAAGGUAUGGACUAAAAAUAGGAUAUCAUCAACAGGAAUAAGCAAACAAUAUUGUUAAAAAUUUAGAAAAAUAUGGAUAAGACCAACGAUGAUCAAUAUGAGUAUGAUGGUGAUAGUAUGUCCAUGUAUACGGAGGACGAUGUCAAAGAACCUUCUCCGCUCUCGGGUCAGAGGUCAUCAAUUACCAACGAGGCUGCCCGAGCCUCGGAGAAGAUCCCUGAUCGUCCGUGGUAUAUGGAUCGUAAAGAUCUAACCAUAUUCUGUCGUAUGAUAUCCAUGGAGACAGGAAAACAACUGCAUACGAAGCAAUUGAGGAAUUUAGAGACAGGGGCGCGUGUUUGCAACAAAUUGUUGACACUGGUGCAAAAGAUCGAGCCAUUGUUUAAGCGUUACUUCCUCAAUGUGAAAAAUGUUGCAUUGGAAAAGGAUGCAGAUGGUGUCAACUACAAGCAAAGUCCCUGGAUUUACCAGACUGAUAUCGAUGAGAUUCAAUGCAGGGUUCUCAUGAAGCGAGAUAUUCACCGCGGAUGCUUUCAGACAGUAUCAGGUCUGAACAAAGAUGUCCCUCCAGGAUUUGCCUUCUAUCAGAUGAAGAAUAGUAAUACCAAUGAAGAGAAAGUUGCAAUCAGGAAUGAAUGGAGACAUUGCAUAGACGAGAGUGAUUUCCUCUCCCCUGCCUCUAUGUAUCUCUGGUUUGUUGAUGGCAUGGCCCAGGCGCUAAAGAUGCUCCAGGAUGAAGAUGAAGAAAUGGCACAGAUAGAGAUGUUCGUCACUUUCCCAAUGGUCACGUUGAAAGUGUACGAUAUCCCUCCGCCGGUAGACGGAGCACAACCCAAUGAUUUCACAGACUGUCUGCCCAGUUGCACUAUAAAUAUAUUCCCGGCUAUCAUGGGGACAGGGUGGCCUGAAGGAGUUUCAUUGCAUCAUGCUUUGCCCAAUCUUAACCCAUAUCUGAAACUAGGACAACGGUGCAUUGCUGAGAUAAAGGAAGAAAUGGCUGAUGGUCAACCUAUGUGGUUCUUGGAGGCCCGGCCAUUGACCGGAACAACUAAACUCGAAGGCGUGAAGUUAUUCUCACGAGUACUCAAAGACCUGGACAGAUCUUCACGCUUGUGGAAAUUUAGCUUCACUACAGUUAUGACUCGUUUGUUUCAGAACAUUGAAGAAGUGAAUGAACUUGGGUAUUGUGAUGAUGUUUUGUAUAUCAUGCAGGCUAUUAGGAGAAAUCUGAAUGAUAGUGCUGCUUCAGUUCUACGAUUUGACAUUCUGAAGACGAUCAUGCUCAUUGAACAUAAACGUCAAGCAGCAAAACUUCGCACACCAGGAGAUAUUUUCAUAGUCGUUUUGACUAAGCUCAGAGAUAUGGUCAAAUCUGCCACAUGCCCGCAUUACCUGCUUAGAAACAUUAACAUAUUUGAUACAGUCAAUUCACAAUCUCUACAAGAAGCAUUUUCCCCUAUACAACAAAUGUUGAAGGAUAUCACAAAGAGACCUUAUAAGGUAUUGAAGUAUGCAGGCUCUGUGAAACAUGCCAUUCCUGAGGUUCAUGAACUGAGAGACCAAACUCCAGAGCCGGUGUGAAAGAAAUGAUGGU
Owenia fusiformis is the source of this 1757-nucleotide messenger RNA. Lineage: Eukaryota; Metazoa; Annelida; Polychaeta; Sabellida; Oweniidae. The record is from the annotation of a GenBank genome assembly.